CGUGCUCGGACACGCGGCUCGCGAUCGUCGUCGACGCUUCAGUCGUCACGCCGCGAUCCUCUCCGACGGCAUGUGGACGCUUAAGUCCUUCCCGCGCCAAACGACGGAAAUAUUCUCGUCACGAGUCUUGUCACUCGGUGCGUCACGCUGAACUUCCUUCUCCGCGAACGCAGGGAAUCUCGUCGUGUUAAUUAUGCGUGGAUUUUGUUCGUUGUGAAACCUAUUGUGAAACAUUUUUUUUUGCUCCAGGAAUCCUAAACUUGUAAUUGACGAACCAUUUGUGACGUUAUAAUUGAAUCCACACGCUCGACCUCCGAACUCACGAGUUACCUCAUUUUCCUCCUCUGAAAGUUCGAGCUCCUCUUGAAUCCAGCGGAUUUUUCCGGUUGAUUCUUCUUUUCGUGAGUUUUUACGACGUCGAAAAAAUUCUUCGUGAUCUGUUUCAUCGGCUCACGAGUUUUGUGAUCGUUCGGAAGGUAUCGCUUUGCUUUUCUUUUCGAAGUUGGUAUUGCAAGGACGAUUCGUGAUGCAGCAUGGUUUUAACUUUUAAUCCAGCGACUGUUCAGUGAAGGAUGUCGCAAAGUAAACGCUGGUCGGGUACCUCGCACCAUUAACACACACCUACCAUCUUCCAUAAUAACUCAUCUCCAAAGUAGAUCUUCCAUUGAGAACGUUUCGUGGACGUGAAGCGUCAUGCCGGCGUUCUACGCGUCAUCGGAAAUCGGAAGCCCACAUCCUGACCGUUUUAUUUCAGUAUAAAUGUUACUUUUGAGUGGAGUGUCCACCCACUCCAGUUCUGCCCGUUUGCUCACGUCUUACCUCCCGAUUAAAUCAUCUGGUGACAUUUCUAGUCCCUCAUGAAGUGCAACGGAAGUGAAAUACCGUUACGGACCGCAACCUCCAGGUUAGAACCUGAGACGAAAUAAACUGAAAAUGAAGUUGGUCGUGAGGAGUAGAGUUUUAUGAUAAGAAUCGAGAGAUUGAUGGAAAUAUUACGGAUUGUUGAUAUAUUGCAAAAUUUAAAGCGGGGAGGUUAAUUUUCAUACGGAAAUCUACGCUUAUUUCGCCAGGAUGGAUACUAUUGAAACGGCGAACUGCCGGUCGCGAUCAGCAGAUUUUUCCGCCGGAGUUCUACGUUCAUAAUCGAGAGAUCUAUUAAAAUAUUACGGCUUGUUUAUUUAUUGCAAAAUUUUAAGCGGGGAGGUUAAUUUUCAUUCGGGAAUCUCGGCUUAUAUCACCAGGAUGGAUACUACUGGAACGACGAACUAUGUGUUGGAAUCAGCAGAUUUUCUUGCCCUAUCGAUAAGACUGCCGAGCUGCUGAACGAACCGCUAAGGAUGAACCGGAAAAGAUUCAAAGAGCCGGAAGCCAAGGGUGGGUCAUCGCGUUCGUAGCGGGCGACAUGAGCCAAGAGGACAUCGACGCGAGUCACGUAGUGGCCUUCUCCAACCUAUCGGCGGCCUUCCGCGACCAGAACGGGAGCAAGGCCGGGACGGAAUGGGUCAUCCUCAUGAACCGCGAGGGCCUGGAGCCGGCCUACAACCAAGCCGAGUCGGACGCCAGCCGCCCGGAGACCUGCUUCGGCUACCCGACGCUCUUCGUCUUCCUCGAGUUCACCUACUCGUACUACCUGCCGGUCAUCAUCUUCAUGGGCCUCGUGGGUAACUUCCUGUCGUGCAUCGUGUUCCUCAACACGCACCUGAAGAUGCGGAGCUCGAGCUACUACCUGGCCGCGCUGGCCGUCGCGGACUUCGGCUUCCUCUUCUCGAUCCUCCUGGUCUGGAGCAACGAGUACCUGGGGGUGGAGCUGUUCCACCGGGAGGGGUGGUGCCAGGCGCUGGUGUACCUGAGCUCGGUGUGCGGGUUCCUCUCGGUGUGGCUCAUCGUGGCGUUCACGGUGGAGCGGUUCAUCGCGGUGCAGUACCCGCUGCACCGGCCGACGAUGUGCACGGUGGCCCGGGCCAAGACGAUCGUGACGUGCAUCACGCUCUUCGCCCUCGGGGUCAACUGCUACACCUUCUUCACGGCCGGGAUCGUCGAGGCGACCAAGGGGGUGCGCGAGUGCGGCAUGUUCGAGGACUACCGCGAGACGAUGCACAUCAUCAACAUCAUCGACUCCCUCGUCACGCUCAUCAUCCCGCUCGUGUGCAUCGUCGUCAUGAACGUCAUGAUCACCCGGAACCUCAUCAAGUUCCGGCGGACGUUCAACAACGAGUCCGGGCUCUCCCAGUCCAGCUGCACCAUCACGCACCGCUCCGACUUCAACCUCAACCAGCUCAAUUGCGUUGUUUGGUUUCAGUCGAGCAGCUCGAGUCAGCCGUCGGCGUCGGCGGGGAGCAACCGGAACGUGCUGCUCAAGAACGAGGCGAUCCGGAUGGGGUCCUUCCACUCGUCGAGCAACGUGGGCCGCCCGGGGCCCGGCCCCAUGUCCGGCGUCGUGAGCCAGAACUGCCAGCUCUCGGCCACCGCCGCCGUCGCCGCCGCCACCGGCUCCACGGCCCCGCCCCCCGGCCGCAUCAAAGCCCUCGGCCCCGCUCGCUGCAUCCAUGUGCGGUCGUCGAACACGAACCUGGUCUCGACGAGAACUCAGCAAAGUAUAACGAAAAUGCUUUUGCUCAUCUCUACCGUUUUUGUCUUGCUCAAUUUACCCAGUUACGGUGUCCGGUUGUUCGUGUUUGUUUGGUACUCGCUGUGGCGACAAAACACGCCCGAAACACUGUGGUGCAUCCAACAGUUGUUCAUGGUGCUGUACUACACGAAUUUUAGUGUCAACUUCCUCCUGUACUCAAUGUGUGGGAUCACAUUUAGACGCUGUCUAUGGCAGAUGAUUCGAAAUCUUUGUAAGAAGCUAUCAAGACUCCAUUACUCUGAGUGAACGUUCGUGCCACGUCGUUUCAUUCUCGCCUAGUUUUGAGCCUAAUGAUCUCUAUCUCUAACUGUCCUUCAGAUUCUCUGACUCAACUUUUAUAAAUCUCUUGUAUCUUAGUUUAUUCAUAUAGUUGUCAGGAACUGCUUCUUCGCGUGUCUUUUCUUAUAUUUUUGUACUGCUCUUCAAUAGAAAUUAACAGCAGGCAACACGAGUGUGGGAUUGAAGGAAGUCGUUAUAUCAUCUUAUGAUUUUUCAAACCACACUGGAAAGAAAAACAACACAUUGGAUCUAGAGUCCAGACUCUUAAAAACAUCGACAAGAAAAAGUACUCUUGAUUCAAUCAGAAUCUAGCUUAAAUCAAGAACCC
Messenger RNA from Bemisia tabaci, 3236 nucleotides. RefSeq names its product G-protein coupled receptor (gene CNMaR). Gene Ontology annotation, molecular function: G protein-coupled receptor activity. Gene Ontology annotation, biological process: G protein-coupled receptor signaling pathway. NCBI's taxonomy places the organism in Eukaryota, Metazoa, Arthropoda, Insecta, Hemiptera, Aleyrodidae. The record is from RefSeq and is a predicted model, not a curated record. Gene Ontology annotation, cellular component: membrane.